This is a messenger RNA of Closterium sp. Yama58-4, 1008 nucleotides long. The record is from the annotation of a GenBank genome assembly. NCBI's taxonomy places the organism in Eukaryota, Viridiplantae, Streptophyta, Zygnematophyceae, Desmidiales, Closteriaceae.
AUGCUCGCCUCCGCGGAAUCCCUGCACGAGACAUCUGGUGCGUUCGUCUCUGGUGUAGAUCCAACGUUGGAAAGAGAGCUCUCGUCGGCGGGACUCACGGGAUUCGCGAGCUUGCUCAAGCACGCCGGACUCAUUCCACAGCUCGAACUCCGCGCGCGAUUUGGAUCCGCGCUGACCGUGUUCGCGCCGACCAACGUCGCGCUCAUGCGCGCGGACCCCGCGCUCCUCGCGUUUCUGAAGCUCCCGCGCAACGCUGCCCUGCUCCGCGACGUGCUCCUCUACCACGUGGUCGCGCGGCCCGUCUCCGCGUUCGCGUGGGACGGCUCGUACGAGACGCUCCAGGGCGCGCCGAUCGCGCUCCACGUGGACGCGCUGGCGUUCCAGGUGGGCGGAACCAGCGUGAAGCAAUACCGUGCGCUCACGCUCUCCUUGACUCCUCUCUCCCCCGACGAGCGCCUUUCUGGUAAAGGCGUGGAUUCCGCCGCCGCGUCCGCGCAACUAAGUGCCGGGGACGCGGGGAGCAGCACGGUCGUGGUUCACACCGUCAACGCGCUCCUCCUGCCUCCCUCCGUCGACGAUCUACUCUCGAUGACCGCCGGUGAUCUCUCUCUCGCCGCCGGGAUGGGUGAAGGCGGACGGCAACUCGCCGAAUCGUCGGGCUUGCAGCAAGGAAGCGGAUAUCAAGGACUCUUAUUUCAAGGAACCAGCAUGGUGUGCGAUAAAUGCCAGAAGAAGCUGUCAAAGGUGAUUGUGCCGGACAAGUGGAAGGAGGGGGCGUCCAACACCACUGAGAGUGGUGGCAGGAAGAUCAACGAGAACAAGUUGUUGUCUAAGAAGAAAAGGUACACUCCGUAUGCAUCAUCUGCAUCCUUUAAGUGCAUCAUAUGCAAGCAGCAGCUGCACCAGGAGGGAAAGUACUGCCACCUAUGCUCUUAUAAGAAAGGUGUGUGUGCCAUGUGCGGCAAGCAGGUGCUUGAUACCUCCAUGUAUAAGCAAUCGGCAGUUUGA